Blastocystis hominis is the source of this 892-nucleotide messenger RNA. RefSeq lists its product as hypothetical. Gene Ontology annotation, biological process: COPII-coated vesicle budding; protein import into nucleus. The transcript is spliced from 6 exons. Gene Ontology annotation, molecular function: protein binding; structural molecule activity. NCBI's taxonomy places the organism in Eukaryota, Bigyra, Opalinata, Blastocystidae. Gene Ontology annotation, cellular component: COPII vesicle coat; nuclear pore outer ring. The coding region runs from base 1 to 777 and encodes 258 amino acids. The record is from RefSeq and is a predicted model, not a curated record.
AUGAAUCAGGAUGUUCCUGAACUCCUCUUUACUUUGAAGGAACACUCCGGACCUGUAUGGAAAAUCGCAUGGUCUCAUCCGCGUUAUGGAUCUCUUUUGGCUUCUUGUAGUUAUGAUGGAAGUGUGAAGAUUUUCAAAUUUGAAGACACUUCCUAUUCGGUCGUUUACACAUAUGAAGGACAUAAAGCAUCUGUGAACUCUGUGUGUUGGUCGCCUUAUGAAUAUGGUGCUUGUCUCGCAGCGGUAUCGAGCGAUGGUUCUAUGUCGUGUAUAUAUCAGAAGAAUGAAUGGGAAUGGGGAACAACCCAAACGAUGAUUUGUCAACUGGGCUGCAACUGCAUCAGCUGGGCUCCAUUCCGUCCGGGCACGUCGGAAAACGCGAAUAUUCUGCGCGUAGCGAUCGGAGGCGGCGAUGGGUAUGUGCACAUAAUGGAAUGUGGACAAUCGGUCGAAAACGGGUGGGAAUUCGAGUCGAAACUGAGAGGACAUAAAGAUCGAGUACGAGAUGUGGCGUGGAGCCCGCAGAUCGGCGAUUCGACGGAUGUAAUCGCAUCGUGUGGAAGAAGCAAACAAGUACUGGUUUGGACGCGGAAAUGUGGUAAAACGUGGAAACAAAGUCUGAAUAAAAGCUAUUCGGAAGCAGUAUGGAGAGUAAACUGGAGUGUGAAUGGAUGUGUGCUAGUUGUGAGCUACGGCGUAGACGGAAUUGAUAUGUGGAAAGAAAGGCUGGAUGGAACGUGGGAAAAUGGUACAAAUGGAAGUGUCGAAAAGGACUGAUGGAUGAAUGGGGAAUUGGUGGAAUGUAGAGAAUACACAAUAGGAUGAAAUAGAGAUAGAUAAAUAGUUGGAAGGAGGAGAAAGAAAAAAGAAAAAGAAAGAAAAGAAAAGAAAU